Pundamilia nyererei is the source of this 2346-nucleotide messenger RNA. RefSeq names its product protein NLRC3-like. Bases 1 to 2346 code for a protein of 781 amino acids. NCBI's taxonomy places the organism in Eukaryota, Metazoa, Chordata, Actinopteri, Cichliformes, Cichlidae. The transcript has 7 exons. The record is from RefSeq and is a predicted model, not a curated record.
AUGGAAAUGUUUGCUCUCUGCUCAGAGCACAGGAUGAUGUCAACAGGUGGGGGACAGGCUGGCUUACAGGAGAAGAUGAUCUGCAGGAUCCUGCUGCUCAUCAUCCUCACUUCAUGUGUCUUUGGAUCAUUUGUAGUCAAUGUGACACAGACCUGCUAUCAGGCAGAGGAGAACCACAACAUCACACUGGAGUGGACGUUCACCACCAAACCUGACAGAUCCACCAAAAUGCUUAACAUCCUCUGUUACCUGAUAACUGGUCACGAAGUCUCAGUCCUGUAUCAUGUUCAUGAAGGUGUUGAGUUGUCAGAGUCUCAGGAUGAAAAGUUUUCAGGACGAGUCCAGAGUGACAAAGACGCCCUCAGAGAAGGGCGAAUCAGACUUCAACUGUCCAGACUCAGCGUGGAUGACUCGGGUCGUUACCUGUGUCAAACACCAGAGUUGAAGGGAGCCACUAUGCGGAAGAAGGGGUCCCUUCAGGAUUUUGGCCUCCUGUCAGGCGACUCAGGAGAGAAAGUGGUGCUCUACCUGCAAUGUGUACAGUGCAGGUCUUCCGUGGAUGAAGCAGAGACUGGGAACGACUCAUCUCUCUCUGGGGCUGAGGUCACUGAGGCAGUUAAACAACUCCUUGGUGGCAGGGCCCCUGGGGUAGAUGAGGUUCGGCCUGAGUUCCUGAAGGAUCUGGAUGUUCUGCUGGAGGAUGAAAUUGUUGUCUUCGUGAAGAAUGAGCUAACAAGGAUGAAGAAUUCUCUGAAUCCAGAAUUCUCUGAAUUGUCAGAAAGUCCAAAUGAGGAUGAGGAGCAAAGGAGCAGGAGGGAAGCAUUUCUGAAACUCACAGUGCACUUCUUGAAUAAAAUGAAUCAAAAGGACCUCGCUGCCUGUCUGCUGAGCAAAAACCCUCAUCCACACUUUGGGUAUAAACUUAAAUCUGACUUAAAGAAGAAGUUGCAGCCUGUGUUUGAGGGGAUUUCUAAAGCACGAAACUCCUCCGGUCUGAAUCAAAUCUACACCGAGCUCUACAUCACAGAAGGCAGGAGUGGAGAGGUCAAUAAUAAACAUGAGGUCAGACACACUGAAAGAAAUGUCAGUAAAGGUGAAACAGCAAUCAGAUGUGAAGACAUGUUUAAAACAUCAACUGCAAGAGACAAACCAAUCAGAACAGUGCUGACAAAGGGAGUGGCUGGGAUCGGGAAAACAUUCCUGACACAUAAGUUCACUCUGGAUUGGGCCGAAGGCAAAGCUAACCAGGACAUAAAGUUGAUAUUCCCAUUCACAUUCAGAGAGCUGAAUCUGCUGAAAAAUAAAAGGUUCAGCUUGGUUGGACUUGUUCAUCACUUUUUUAGUGAAAUCAAAGAAGCAGGAAUCUGUAACUUUGAAAACUUCAAAGUUGUGUUGAUCUUUGAUGGUCUGGAUGAGUGUCGAUUUCCUCUGGACUUCCACAACACUGAGGUGCUGACUCGUGUUACAAAGUCCACAUCAGUAGAUGUGCUGCUGAUGAAUUUAAUCACUGGGAAUUUGCUUCCUUCUGCUCACUUGUGGAUAACCACAAGACCUGCAUCAGUGGGUCAGAUCCCCUCCAAAUAUUUAGACGCUCUCACGGAGGUCACAGGGUUCAGUAACCCACAGAAGGAAGAGUACUUCAGAAAGAAAUUCAGAGAUGAGAAGCAGGCCAACAUCAUAUUCUCCCACAUAAAGACAUCAGAAAGCCUCCACAUCAUGUGCCAGAUCCCAGUCUUCUGCUGGAUCACUGCUACAGUUCUGGAAAACCUGUUAAAAAGCAGCGAGGAAAAGAGAUUGCCCAAGACCCUGACUGAGAUGUACAUUCAUUUCCUGGUUGUUCAGACCAAAGUGAAGAAUAUUAAGUAUGAUGGAGGGGAAAGGACAGAUCCACACUGGACUGCAAAGAGUAAGAAGAUGAUUAAAGAACUGGGGAAACUGGCGUUUGAGCAGCUGCAGAAGGGAAACCAGAUCUUCUAUGAAUCAGACCUGACAGAGUGUGACAUUAAUGUCAGAGAGGCCUCAGUGUACUCAGGAGUGUUCACACAGAUCCUUAAAGAAGAGAGAGGGCUGUACCAAGAGACGGUGUUCUGCUUUAUCCAACCGAGUGUUCAGGAGUUUCUGGCGGCUCUUCAUGUCCAUCUGACCUUCACCAACUCAGGUGUCAACGUGCUGGAAGAAGAGCAAACAGCCUCAAUACAGACCAAAGAGCCUUUGGCAAAACACUUCUACCAGAGUGCUGUGGACAAGGCCUUACAGAGUCCAAAUGGACACCUGGAUUUGUUCCUUCGCUUCCUCCUGGGUCUCUCAAUGCAGAACAAUCAGAAUCUCUUACAAGGCCUGCAUUGA